UUUCAUUCUCAAAUCCCCUGUAAAUUCACAAAAUCUUCACUUCUACGCCCCAUUUAUCAUUCAACACAAUGGAGUGAACAUCCAGGAAAAUCAACCCGUCCAAAGCCCUAAACACCCAUCAACAACCUCCCAUGGAUCAACAGCAGCAGCAACAACACCAACAAUUCUACCAGUAUCAUCUUCAAUCCUCUCAGCCCUAUGAUCCAUCUCAAGUUCAAGCCUACGAUCUGUCAGCACAAGCCUAUUACACAUACAAUCAAGACCAGCAAUAUGGGUACUAUCCACAACCCUACGCCACUGAUUACCAGAAUCAGCAGCAACCCACUUCGAUUCACCCUCCUGGGGUCCCAAUUCCGCCUGAACCCACUCACACGGUAGGACCUGACUAUGCCCAUUUGCAGGCUCCCCACAAUGCUUAUUACCCACAGGGGGUUCAUGAACAGCAGCAGCAGCAGCAACAACAACAUAUGGGUUAUCCCGAUUCGGCUCAAGCUGGGUCUAACUUGUUCCAGAUGGCCGGAAAUAUGGAUUCGGCUCAGGGUUCUGCGGAGCAGUGGCAGGUCAACAAUGGAGGUUUUGGUCCUGGUCCUGUUCGCCCGCCGAUUGGUCAAUCUUCAUAUAGAGGUGGAGGUAGAAGGGGUGGUAGACCCUUUAGAGGGGGUGGUAGAUCCUUCAGAGGUGGUGGCAGGGGGCAAUUUGGUCCCCAUGGCUUUGGACCUGAUGGUAGUGGACGUGGCCAGGGAGGUGGCAGGUACUUCCCACCACAUAAUGCAGCAUCAACUCCAAAUUUGGGAUCUGUUCCAACAGCUGAGGGACCAGGAGCGUUAAUCCCAGGAGAGGCUUCACAGCUCCAAGGAAAGACACCUCAAGCUUUCAUGCAGCCUUUAUCAGGAUCAGAUCCUGGCCAGGCACAAUUUCCUGCAAUGGCACAGCAUGGCAAUCCAUUCUGGCGAUCCCCAUGUAUGGCAUGGUGUGAACUUUGUAGGGUUGACUGCAAUACUUUGGAAAUCCUGGAGCAGCACAAGAAUGGAAAGAGGCACAAAAAGAAUUUGCUAGUAUAUCAAGAGUUACAGAAUCUGAACAAGCUCAUAACUGGAGUGCAGAAUGAACAAAUGCCCAUCUCUGAUUUCAAACCACAACUUAUUCAGUCUGAGAGAGUUGGAGGAUCUGAGGAUAAACAGCCUUCACAGGGUACAGGAGCUAAUGGAACUGAGAAAGAGCAGCAAACAGAAGCUGAGAAGUCUGAAGUUUCAGCACAACCAACAGAAGAACAGGAGAGGAAAGCGAGGAUGGAUCACUUUCAAGCCCCAGGGCGUGGAUUGAAGCGUAAGAUGAGAGGGGGCCGAGGUGGGAAGCGCAUGCGACAAUUUGAGCCCCCUAAACCCAAAGAAAUGAUUCCUCUGAUAUGUGAGUUGUGCAAUGUCAAGUGCGAGUCUCAGGUUGUUUUUGACAGUCAUUUGGCUGGUAAAAAGCACCAUUCAAACCUUAAGCGGUUCCAUGGCUACCAAGCUAUAAUUGCAGGAGCACUUCAAGCAUUAAUCCCAUCCAACCCUAAUGCUCCAUCAAACUUCUUCAUCCCUCAAGUUCAUCAACAAGGUGUUAGCGGCUCUCAAGGUCUUCCAGCUCAACCAAUGCCUUAUAUGCAACAAGGCCAAGCACCAGGAAUGGCACCAGGACCCGCAUCAGAACCAGAGCCAGCACCAGUGUCAGCUUUGGAAACACAGGAUAAAGAAGGUACCAAGACUGUAGAAUCGCAGGCCACAUCAGAAGCUGGGGGUCAGAAUACUGUUACCGCGGAAGCUAACAGUCAGCUGCAACCUGACAUAAUAGCAUCUGAAGCCUCGUCAGGUGUUAGUACCAAUACCACCAUUGUGAGUGAAACUUCAGCAUUUGAAGGAAAGGAUGUUAUUCCUCCCAUCGAUGACCCAGAUGUGGCACCCUCAGAGAACAAAGUUAAAGGGGCUGAACAGGUUCUUUCUACAACACCAGCAGACAAAGCUGUUGCAGUUCCCGAAUAGGAAGUUGACUCAUUCUGACUAAGUUCUGCCAAACAAGUCAUCAAAAUGGGGGAACCCCAAGUAGAAGAAAGAAGAGCUAAUAGAGCAAGAUGUGUUGCAGCAGAGAACAGUCUUUAGUUAAAAUUCCCAUGCGAGCGACCACAUUAUAGUUCUGAGAUUUCAUUAAUCUCUCUUAUAUGAUUAUAUCCAUUACAUAAAGAUGUUCCUGAAGUAAUUUGUUUUGGCCAUGGAGCUCAGUAACCUUUUCUCAUGUUUUUAGUGAUACACACAUCUCUGAACCAUGGUGGGGGUGAGAUUGUGGAGUCUCUUUCAGGAUAGGACUCAGUUUGUUGCCAUUGAAACCUGGUCAUGGCUGAAAAUUUUUAAGUAAGCUGCUGCUGUAAGCUUGCAGCAUAACAAUUUGCUUUAUCAGUAUAGUUUUCCAUAACAUCAAUGAGCACCCAUUUUAGGUUUUGAUCA
Molecule: messenger RNA, 2477 nt
Organism: Vitis vinifera (wine grape)
Lineage: Eukaryota; Viridiplantae; Streptophyta; Magnoliopsida; Vitales; Vitaceae
Exons: 2
Coding region: 132-2018 (628 amino acids)
Molecular function (GO): zinc ion binding; nucleic acid binding
Source: RefSeq, a predicted model, not a curated record